UACAAGAUGUUCAGUGGGAGGAUCCUCCACCAGAGGGUAAUUGUGAGGCAAGAGGAGCUGAGAGGGAACCAGCUAAACUACAGGUAACCCUAACCCAGGUCCAAAUGAGGACUUAACAAGCUCAAACAAGAGAUGGCCAAGCUGAGUGAGAUUACGUCCUUUUACAUAACUGUCAUAAAUGACAUAUAAGCUUGUAAAGAGUGAACAGGAAUGUUUUUACUGUUCCUUUUAUAUUGUUUUUAGGAGGACAUUUAGCUAAAGUGGCUGCAGUACUUCCUCUGAACUGCACGGCGCUAAAGAGUCACACUUUUUAUGAUGAUUUUAAUGGAUUUCACACACGUGGCUUUAAAGUCUCUGGUGUGACCCGACUGGGAUUUGACCAGAGCCGGAUUAACGCAAAGGCAAAGUAGGCACGUGCCUAGGGCCUGAUUGGCUGGAUGGGGCCCAGACAGAGGGACAAAAUAAAAAAUUAAUUAAUUUAAAAUUAAAUGUACAAAUCUCCUAUGAUAUAAUUUGUGGAUAGGACUCCAUCUACAGUUUAUUUCAAUAUUUAUUAAUUAACUAAAAAUAGUGAUACUUAGGGCUGUAGCGAAGCCUCGACGAAGUCGACGGCUCGAUUCUAAAAAUUUGUCGACGUCAGAUCCGGAAGUCGACGCACCGCGCCCACUUGUUGCAUCCCCAGGAGUUUGUAAAUAGAGGAGGAAUCUGCCUGUUUUUCCUCUAGUUCGCCCUCUUCUCCGCCUUCACUAACAUCUCCGCCAAAUACCGAAGACCCGGAACAACGUCCGUCCUCUACUAGAUUAUUUUCCUGUUUUGCCCGCCUUCGUCUCCCGGCAACGGACAACAACUUCCGGGGUCAGAUGCGCUGCUUCGUGUCUAUCGCAGAUGUAGAAAAUCACCGGGAGCGCUUCUCCCUUCAUUAAGGAGCUUCUUUCAGACAUGAGGAGAGCUGUUUUGGUGGUAGCAGUCUCUCAUCCAUGCUGGUCUGUUUGCUGCUGGGUGUUUUUGGUUUAUUUAAACUUGGUAACUUGAACUUAAUGUUGGUAAAGCUACUGUUAGCAUCUUCGCUAACAGCUUCUUGCGUUUGGAUAAGCUGUUACGUUUUGGUUUAGAGUUCAUCUUUUUUGUGGUGUAGAUCUCCCUUUUAUUACAUUUAGAGUGUUGUGGGUUUUCGGUUUAGUGUAAAAUAUCACCUGAGUUUGGUUUAACCCGUAAGACCACUCGCCUCACGCACAUAAGUGACCAAAUCAAAGCAGCAUGGAGACACUCCAUCUUCUACCACCUCUCAGGCAGCAGCCUGCACUCCCAAGUUCUACAUGUCACCAGAACAUAACCAACCAACACAAUAAACGCAGUGUUAUACAAAAUGGAAGGCCUGUAGUGUUUGUUCUCUUACAGUAAGAAUUUAUCAAUUUUUUUGAGGAAUUUAAUUGAGAUUUUCUGGUUUUUGUUAAUUGUGCAAUAGAAAAAUAAUUAUUAGAUUAAUUUUCUAAAUAGUCAUUAGAAUUGUCGACUAUUCGAUAAAAUAAUCGUCAGAAUAAUCGUUUUAAAAAUAAUCGUUUACCCCCAGCCAUAGUGAUACUGUUUAUCUUAACCAUAGACCGUUACAUUAGCUACGUCACAUUAACGCCAGCCCAUGACUGUAUUCUACAACUUGGGCGCCACCCAAUUAAGGACGUCAGAGAAGCGGUCAGUCAGAGCGGGACACAACAAAGCUAGCAGGUGUUUUUGAGUAGGCUAACUUUCACGAUGCUUUCGGGCGCGGCAAAACGUAAAAAGAAAAAAAAAUGAAGAGGAACAAAAGAAGAGACGGCGGGGGCCUUACAGAAGUUUCUGUCGGGCUGCUCGGGCAGCCGUCCGACAGCUGUGAACCUGCUCGAGUCAGCAGAGCCAGAGGCCAGACCCAGAGCAGACACAGCCCGAAGAUGCGGCGGGAAAUGCGGCGGAAGACGCUGUAGCACCAACGCCGUCACAGAAGGGUGAACUGGAAGAAGAGCAGCCAGCCAGAAGUGAGCCCAAUCUAGUCUUACAGCAGGAGCCUCUAGACCCAGAAAGGGUGUUAACAAGCUACAUCUGAUCCUGCAGUGGUACAUAACCAAACUGAUGACAGGAUGCGUGAGUACUUUGCACUAAACCAUCCCUCUCAAAAUAUUGCAUAUUUCUCUGCAUCACAGAGGAAAUGUGGAGACACGAACCGAAGCUUAACCAAGGAGCAUUUCUUUAGAUGUGUUUCUGCUGCGACUGAGGCCUGUGAUGCUGGAAGGCUGAAGAUUAUCCCGGAGUGGAGCGUGCUAAAUGGUUUCCUUGGUAACUGUUGCUGGUUUUAUUAAUUUUUAUUUUUAAAUAUUUUUAUUAAUGUUCAAAUAACAAAACUAACAAUAAGUUCACACUCAGAAAAUAGACACAGAAUUUCUGAUUCAGCAGAGGCAACAACAGCCUGAAUGAGCAUAAAGCAAGAUCAAAACUUAAGAUAACGUUUUCAUUUUAUUAAAAUACUUUCUUUUAAGAUUAUAGAUUGUAUAAAAUUUAUACUGUAAUCAUUUAAGCUGCGUGUUUAUAGUUUGUUUUUGCGCCUUUAAAACAUGCUUCAGUCCAUUCAAAUGAAUCUAUUUCUUCUUGAAUGUCUUUCCACCAUCAUGUGAUUAAUUUGUCAACAUUUAUAAAUGUUGUAAGCUAUUGUAUUUAGCAGAAAAUCUUUUUAAUUAAAUGUGUUUAUUAAAUGUAAACAGAGCAAAUAAGAUGAAUAUAAUUGCUCUGUUUACAGAGUAUAAUGACACCUAGUGGUUAUUUACUGGUACCGCCUUGACAUUGACACUCCCAAUGGAUAAGAUGAGGAUAAUUUAUUAGCAUUUAACACAGCUGUGUAAUGACGUAUAAUUAACCCUUUGAUGCAUAAUGGUCACUACAGUGGACAGGUACUCAAAAUUGUUAUUUCUUUAUUUUUGCUAUUAAGCACAGCUGUUGAAGACUUUAUUGCAUGUGAGCCCCUCCAUUUGAGCUUCAGCAAGUCGAGCCAACAUAUUUCAAUAUAUAUAUAAAAUGCAGCCUGCCUAGUGUAGUCCAUUUAUUUAAUCCAGCUCUCUGUGUGUGUGUGUGUGUGUGUGUGUGUGUGUGUGUGUGUGUGUGUGUGUGUGUGUGUGUGUGUGUGUGUGUGUGUGUGUGCGUGCGUGCGUGCGCACGCACGUGUGUUUAGUAAGUAGGAGCAGAGUCGGGUAGCAACAGAGAAGUGGACAUGAGUAACUUCAGAAGUGAAAGUGUAAGUCAGAGGAACUCACGCACCUGCAGACCUUCUACCUCCGACUAAAACAAACUCAGGCCGACUUUUUCUAUCUUUUCAUUAACAGUUAUUAGUGGACUCCUUCAAAAAGCAGCUGAAAACUGUUCAACCUGGCUUUUGCUCGACCUUCAAGUGACAUAUGUAGAUUUUAACUUUGACUUUGUAGAGAUAUGGGUCUCUGUGAGUUGAGAGGGUGCUCGCUACACAACCACAAAGGUGGAGCUGCACCAGAGUCAGCCCCGCCCAUCACGCAAACAGCAAAAAAAGAUUUUAACAGGUGUUGGUUUGACUCCUCCUCCACAGACGAUUAGUCAAAUCCUAAACAAGGAUGAUACCCAAGAGACAAAUGCACAAUCUGAGUGUUUUAUGUUGCACUCAGUUCAAGUUGAGCCAGUAAAAAAACAUGGCUAAGGUCAAAGUUUAUUGAAGAUAUCAACACGACUUUAGUGCACUACACUUUUUAAAAAACCUGAAAUGCCACCAAAAUUCACAAUGAACAGCAACACAUUUUACCAUAAGAUCUGUUUUAUUUUUGCUUCAAUAUUAUUGGUUGUGCCUUUAUGUUUAAUAAAAAUGUUGUCAUCUCAUUGCUCGUGAGCUAAAGUAUAUCUUAUCACAUGAUCAGAAACCUCAUUCAUGCUCCUGGGCUGACUCACUCUUGCAGAAACUUUUUUCUUCCAUCAUCAGCGUGGGAUUUAGAUUUCUAUCAGGAUCCUUCGAGCAGCCUCUCGUUAAGCCCCACUUGAAGUUGGUCUUUGUCGUUGUGUUUUUAAGUCUGUAAAAGAGGAAAACGGUCUCCCAAGUUUUUAUUUGAUAGAUGUAUUUUUUUUUUCUGAACAAGACCAAACAUUGGCAGGAAGGGAUUUUGAUCGUUUACAGAGGAAUGGACCUUCCCCUCUUCAUGACUAUGCUGCUUUAUGCAGUAACCCUCAAUGUUUUUGGUGCUUUUGGAAUCAGUGAGCUGAACAACGGACACAGAUGGACUUGCCAGAACCUGCCAGGUCUGCUAGUGACCGAAACAGCUGCUCUAAAUGAAAGUUUGUUCAGAGGGACGGAGAAGAACGGGGUAGAAGGAGAAACAAGGGUAUUUUGUGGCAUCGAGUGUCAAAGUGCUCUACCACCAACUAACCAGGUGGAGCAAAAGAGGAUUCUGGGAUAUGAGACGAUGUAUGAAAAUGGCUCACGUACGCACACAGACAUCAGUUUGCAGUGUUUGGACAAGACACCAGCAGGAACUCCUGCAAGCGCAACAGUUUCAGUCCGCAGGAAACGGCAAGUUUAUGGUGCAGAUGGGCGAUUUGUGAUCUCAGAUUCCAACUUCAUCACCAACUACCCGUUUUCUACCGCGGUCCGUCUCUCCACAGGUUGUUCUGGAGUUCUGGUUUCUCCAAAACAUGUGUUAACAGCAGCACAUUGUAUCCACGAUGGCAGGGACUAUUUAGAAAGUGCAAGACAUCUUAAAGUAGGCUUGUUGCAGCUGAAAACAAGAAGAAGGAGGAUGGGAAGGAAGAGAAGAUGGAGACAAAGAGAUGGUUUGAAACAAAACGACAAACAAGACAAGAGGGAAAAUGAGGAGGGAGGUGAGAAGAAUAAUCUAGGAGUGAAAGAAAGAAGAGGGGGUGAAAAGAGAAGAGACAGACUGAGGAGAGGAGGAAAACAAGAUGGAAAAAAGGAGUUUGAGAGAGGAGUGGGUGGAAAGAACAGUCUCAGUCGUAUUCGCCGCAGCAAUGGACCAGGAAAGCAGUCUGUCUUCCGUUGGUCUCGAGUUAAAAAAACCCAAAUUCCUCAAGGAUGGAUCCACACCAACAAUGUGACAGACGCUGUGUCCAUCGACUACAAUUACGCUCUCCUGGAGCUGAAACGACCAGUCAAGCAAAAGUUCAUGGAGCUCGGCGUGGCGCCCAAGUCACCUCUGGCACGGAUCCAUUUCUCAGGCUACGACACAGACAAAAGCCUUCCUGAUGGACAUGCAGAGAAGAAGGUUGUUUAUCGUUUCUGCUCAGUUGUGAAGGAGUCUGGUGAUUUGAUGUACCAGCACUGUGAUGCACGGCGUGGGGCGACGGGGGCAGGUGUUUAUAUCCGCCUCAGAAGGGAUAAGGAACACGAGAGCGGGAAAGGAAAGUGGAAGAGGAGGGUGAUUGGGGUGUUUACAGGUCAUCAGUGGGUGGAGGCCGAGGGGGGCGAGCAGAGGGACUUUAAUGUUGCGGUACGGAUCACAUCUUCUAAAUAUGCCCAGAUUUGCCACUGGAUUCACGGAGACCCAAGACUUUGUAAAGAGGUUUGAUCUCAAAAAGCAGCAAGACAAAGAUCUGUCCUUACCCUCAGAGAAAAACUAAAAAAAAAUCCGAAAUCAUGCAUUAAAAAAUUUGAAAGAAAAUAAAACAAACAGAAUUAAAAGUUUAUUUUAGGCGGAGAACUAAAAACUCCACAGUCCACCUGUUUUUACUUGUAUAACUCAAACGGUUAAACCCUUUCAAAUGUUUCUAUGGUUACUUUGACAAAGAUGUAAAUUCUAUAACAUUCUCUCAAAUUUACAAGACUCAGGCAACAAUGACGUAAAGCAACAUUUUAAGAUUUUUUUCAUGUGUCAUAAAACUUUUGUGCUGUAAUAAAAUCAAAUU
This is a messenger RNA of Nothobranchius furzeri (turquoise killifish), 5898 nucleotides long. Its product is annotated as inactive serine protease 35. The record is from RefSeq and is a predicted model, not a curated record. NCBI's taxonomy places the organism in Eukaryota, Metazoa, Chordata, Actinopteri, Cyprinodontiformes, Nothobranchiidae. Gene Ontology annotation, molecular function: serine-type endopeptidase activity. Gene Ontology annotation, biological process: proteolysis.